ACGAAGCAUUUCAAAUCUCUCUCUCUCUCUCUCUCUCUCUCUCUCAUGGACUUCACUACAGGUGAUGCAGUCGCCGAUCGAGAGAAACAAGGUGAAGCGAUUUAUCGGAGAAGAAAGCCCCCAAAACCACUUCCAGAUUUAGAGCCCUCAAAGCAGGCGUGUUCGACUCGCUAUGUGGGAGGAAGGGCGAGUGUGGCAUCUGAUGCUGCCGUCGGAGCUCUGGUCAGGAAAACCAGUUGGUCUCGAUCCCUUUCGACAAGAGGGAGGACAAGUAUUGCUGUUGGUGCUUUCUUUGAAUAUCAUCCUUCACAGAAGGAGCCCAAAAGAAGAGGAAAAAGAAAGGGAAAGGCUCCUCUUCCCAAAGGAAAGUACAAAUUCGAAGAGGAGAAGGUGUACUUUCAAGAGGUUGAUGCCUUUGAUUUGUUGGUGGAGAGCCCCUCUCCCAAACCUACUACAUGGGUUGCCGGCAACCCAGCAGAUGAUGCUGCAUUACCCAAAUUGUGCUCACCAUUAGAUAAAUGGUUAUUCAAGAAGUUCAAUUUCACAUUUGUCCCUUCUAGAACAUUGUCUAAGAUACUGCAAACUUCUGCCAUUCGGCCUAUGCCUUUGGAAACUGUUGGUGGUAGGAAUUUCACAUCUUCAAGUUUGAAAACCCCACAAAACUAUACUAAAUUCAGUUCUCGCUUGCCCUGUACCCAAAGCAUAUUGGACUUCAGUUUGGUUGAAUUUAGUGUGCGAGAGAGUGGAAGCAAAGAAUCACUGGCCGAUGCAGGGAAUGAUGGUUGUGAAGAUAUAGAAGCUUCUGUAAAGAAACUCUCUCUAGCAUCAUCUUCAUCCGAUAGUGAACAGUUAGAUCCCUUUGGUGCCCUGUUAAGAUUAUGUGGCCAGUUGGCUCCCUUAAAAUUUGGGGACGUGUUCUCUACAUACUGUGACCUAGAAAAAAUUAACAAAAUUGGUGAAGGAACAUUUGGAGAAGCUUUCAUGGCUGGUAGCUAUGUUUGCAAAAUAGUCCCAAUUGAUGGCAACUUACUUGUGAACGGGGAAGUGCAAAAGACAUCUAAAGAAAUGCUAGAAGAGGUUAUCCUUUCCCGCACACUUAACUGCUUAAAAGGACAUGAUAGUAAUGCUGCAAACGCUUGCACCACAUUUAUCGGAACAAUAGAUUUGAGAGUGUGCCAAGGUUCUUACGAUGCUGCCUUGAUCAAGGCAUGGGAGGAUUGGGAUGAAAAGUGUGGUUCAGAAAACGAUCACCCCAAGGCAUUUCCAGAUAACCAGUGCUAUGUUGUGUUUGUUUUAGAUAAUGGGGGCGAAGAUCUUGAAAGCUUUGUGCUUAUGAACACUGAUGAAGCACGGAGUUUAUUGGUCCAGGUUACAGCUUCCCUUGCCGUGGCUGAAGCUGCAUAUGAGUUUGAACACCGUGAUCUUCACUGGGGAAACAUCCUUCUAAGUCGGAAUGAUUCUGUUACAAUCCAGUUGACUCUUGAGAGAAAACAGAUGUUUAUUCAAACAUUUGGGUUGGUGGUAUCGAUAAUAGAUUUCAGUCUUUCAAGAAUCAGUAAUGGUGAAGACGUACUCUUUCUAGACCUAUCUUCAGAUCCUGAACUCUUUAAAGGUCCAAAGGGAGAUAGACAAUCAGAGACAUACCGGAAGAUGAAGGAGGUAACAAAUGACUGCUGGGAGGGAAGCUUCCCCAGAACAAAUGUACUCUGGUUGAUAUACCUCGUGGAUAUAUUACUGCUAAAGAAAUCAUUUGAACGUUCAUCAAAGGACGAGAGAGACCUGCGCUCGUUGAAGAAGCGUCUUGACCAGUGUCAGUCAGCCAGAGAAGCACUUCUUGAUCCCUCUUUCAGUGAUUUGUUUGUUGAUCCUCCUGGCAUUUAAGUUACAAUUAGGAAUGUACCAGAUGCUGUAGUUUAGAUUAGAAACUGAAUGUUUAUGCUUCUAGUGAGUAGAAAUGUUGUGAAUAUGUAGUGAAGCUGUAGGGUUCAGAAAAGAGUAAUGCGAUAGUUUUUGCAGAUGUGGGCGUAGCCGCAUUAUUUAGAGCGGAUGUGCUCCGUUUUGCACCUGAGUUUGAAUCGCUCAAUUUGUGGUUUAGAUUGAAUUAAAUGUAGAACAUCUUCCUUUCAAAUUGUGAUUGUAUUGAGCCAA
Pyrus x bretschneideri (Chinese white pear) is the source of this 2148-nucleotide messenger RNA. Its product is annotated as serine/threonine-protein kinase haspin homolog. Gene Ontology annotation, biological process: intracellular signal transduction; protein phosphorylation; mitotic cell cycle. Lineage: Eukaryota; Viridiplantae; Streptophyta; Magnoliopsida; Rosales; Rosaceae. The record is from RefSeq and is a predicted model, not a curated record. Gene Ontology annotation, cellular component: cytoplasm; nucleus. Gene Ontology annotation, molecular function: ATP binding; histone H3T3 kinase activity.